GAACUUUUACAUUUUUCUUCUUAAGAAUUCAAGGUUGAUGCUGUUGAAGUGUUUGAAAUUGAUUUUAGUUAGCUUUGCACGUCUUUUUUAUCCUUUCUCUCUUAGCUGUAGAAGAUACAGAUCCCCUAGCUUCAUAUAUAAAGCACAGUCUUAGUAUUUACUGUCUCACUCAGUGAGACAGUUUUAAGGUUUUUUCCUAUAUGUCCUUUGCUUCAGUAUUCCUCAUCCAUUGCAUAAGCCAUCAUGCACAAAGCUAAGCAAAUGCCACUGUUGAGAUGUGAAAGGCUUCUAAUCUAGCCUUGAUUGCACUGUGGAAAGAAAUGAACAAUGGAAAGUAAAUCUGAUAAUAAAUAACAGCACAUGACAAUGAAUGUUUGUUGGCAAGAACUAGAAACCUGUGGGCCUGACUUAUAGAGCUGUUGCCUUAAUUACCUCUUUCCCUGAAACAGGUUUAUCUUUUUUGUAGACUCUAUAAUCCUGCCCGCUUAAUUUGUGUUACAGGUCCAUUAAGAUUCUAUUAAGAAAGGGAUGUCUUCUAUUCUACUUGAGAGCACACAAAAAAACCCCACUUUUCUGCCUUAUGCAGCAUAUUGCCCAUAUAACAAUGAAGAAAUUGCUCCAUGACUGUGCAUACAGUGAUUUGUAAAUCCCUUUGAGCCCAGUCUUGAGAAAUCUGCUAAUCCCAGAGUAUUGCUUCAUAUGGCAUCUUUGCAGGGCUGUAGACUACAUACCUCCACCCCCAAUUGCCUGGGCUGUUUGCAUACUGGGGCUUUGGUUGCUACUACAGAUAAACUGCUCAAAUAAAUGAAACUGGCUGUUACUUUAUAUUCACUAAUUUUGUUGCAGUGUAUGUAUGUUCACAACCUCUUCUCUGCCAAUUCUCAGUAGUACAUUGUGACUGUAUGGGGUAGAGAAUGAUGUUGCUUUGAAGCAAUUAACAUCCCAAGAUGCACAGCAUGUCUGUACUGCAUCUAGGCCUGUGGAACAAAAUGGUAAUUCAAAGUGCAAAUCUUUUCCUAUUACUUUUGAGCCUCUAUCAUGAUAAUGUAUAAUGCAGGUUUAAUCCUAAUGAUAGCAAGAGAAUAAUCAUAGUAAUAGUGUAAUUUUUAAUUUUCUGGUGUUGUCUGUAAAUAUUUUCCUGUUUUAAGAAAUUAUGAAGGAAUUUUGCAUGAUAAUACUGUUGAUUUUCUGUUGUUUCUUUUACCUGUUGUGAUUCUGAAAUACUUUUAUGGCCAUGAACUGGAUGAUAGUGAUCAUACUCCCACAGAAUACGAUUGCUUUCAGGUAUUCUACCUUGCUGCUGUGCUAGUAACUACCGUAUAAGUCAUCAUUACUAUCCACCCAAGCAUUUGCAGCUACUGUCAUCUAUAGCAUGUUACCAGAACUCUAAGAAAUAACGAUCCGAUGUCCCAAUCUUUUAUAUGCAAUUAUUCUUUUCUUUACUUUUGCACAGACUCUACUGCUAGCCUAUUUCCAGUAUACAGUGUCAAUAAAAUGAAAGAUGGUUUUAUAUCCUCAGUCAGAGGGAAGGUUAAAGGAAGAAUCUGUGAAACAACUGGGAUGAUUCAUCAUCAUCAUUUACGCAACUUCAGGAAGCCUAAGGUUCAGCAGAAAGUUUUGUGCUUUGAUUUUUAUGGUUCUGAAUAUGUAUUCUAAAAAUUAUGUCUUUACAAUGUAAAAAAACCCUUAGCUUCAUAUAAAUACUAACCAUCAGUCAGAACGGACACAUAUUUUGGUAUAAUUCUAAUUGCAGGUGAACCAGAAAAAGGAGAAUGUAUGUAAACUAGAAAUAAUACCACAAAGUACUGAGAGGAGGAGGGUUGUUUCCGUAUAAUGAACCCUCAUCCUGUCUGUUGGAACCCUCAUCCUGUCAGUCUACCAUUACUGUAAUGCAGGCUACAUAUUGACUUGAGAGGAAUCCAUUUGUUUUCUUCCAGUCAGAAAGCAGCCACCAGCAGAAGAGCUGGAUUCAGACUGAUGAAAGGGUAGGAAAUAUAUUAUCAAUAUCCUAAGUACAAAUUUAUUUGAAAAAAUACAUCUCUCAUCAAACACUUCCACAAAACCUUAUGUGAACUGUUUUAUAUGAGCACACAGGUGACAUGCAGUGGCUUUGCCAGCUAGCCGAGAUCUUAAGAUGUAGUCAUUCAUGCCCUUUUUCUUCCAAUUAUCUCUUUGGCAUGUAGGAGACUGCUCUUAAGGCUAUUCUGUGCAGGAAGUGCUGAGUAUGUUCAUAAAGGUGUGGCUUAGCUCCCUAGCAAUUCCAUGGUAACAGGGGUGUAGUAAACUAGCCUUAAGUAAAACAAACAAGCUUUGUGGAAAUCAAAAGCUGAGAAUGCAAGCUGUCUCUUUGAUUAAAGCAGCUAAUCUUUGAUUGUAGGUGGUGAGCUCCACCUUAUUUCCCUGCAUCCAGCAGUUUCACAGGGGUUGGAUGCAUUAUGUCUUUCAGUGCUCUCAGUACUAGUGCAGAGGAAUGUUUUUAAAAGUCAGUUUUUGCAAGAUGUGAGAAAACAAGGUUAAAUUUAUAUAGUCACAAAAAUGUGAUUAAAGGGAAAAUAUUUGUAUCAUUUACUAAAAUUCUCAUCCUGUACAGAAUGGAUCAACUGAAAGUGAGAGGUACAGAGCAGAACACAAUACUAAACAGAAUCUACACCCUCUGUCAUGUUUGUCUUCCCAGGGAUUAAAGAUGAAUAGCAUAAACUUAAAUUGUACAGGUGAGGCAGGUUGCUGGUACUUUCAUCUGCUGGCAAGAAUUUAAAGAUGGUUUUACCUUCGACAAAAUUCUACACCGCAAAAACAUGCUUUUUCCUACUGUAGAUACAUCAUCAGACAUGGAUACCUACCAACAUAGAAAGUAAUCCAAAGAUCUGAAGAGACCAGAUCUGAUCUUCACAGUCUUACAAUUUGUGUCUGUGCAAAGUAGGUGUAAAGUGCUACCCAACAUGACUCACUGUAACAGAUUACAGUGAUAGACAGUCUGUCUGCCUUUAGUGACAGCUGCAGGUAUUCAGUAGUUACUGGCCACACAAAGGCUUCAUGUGCCUUAAGGUCAUGGAUUCAUAAUACUAUAAUACAUUAGUACCCUCCAUAUUUUCCUAUUCCCACGAGUCACUUCUUUUUGCCAGGAUAACUAUGUGUGGGACCAACCUCUGAACCAAAUGAGGGAAUAGAUUCAUCUUAAGGAAUAUGCAUCCAGACUGAGUUUGUGUGGUGUUCCAAACAGAACAGAACAGUUAAAACCAGUUUUAAAUGAAUCGUAUCCAGCUUUCUGAAUCAGGAUUGCUAUUUCAAAGUCAAUUCAGGGUGUAGCCCCACAAAUAGUAGCUCUGAAAGAUAGAGGAGGACAGCAAAGGUGGGAUUAGAAUGAAUAACUGAGGAUGAAUGAACAAGGCAUGCCUGAAACUGGUAUUUAUGUCAAACAUCUUUUAUGAAAAAACCCACAGCUUUAGGGCACAGUUUGUCAUGUAUUAUGGCAGGCCAGCCGGCUCCUAUUUCUACUUCUUUAGUGCAGGUAUGUUUUGUUUUGUUCAUAGUGCAUAUAAGGAUUUGAUCUAUCUGGAAACAAACAAACAAACAAAAACCACAAAAACAGAGAAGCCAAAACCAGCUGGUAAACCAUGGACAAGGAGACUGGCCUUGUCAGUCUCCCCACUCACAUAAGGUAAAGCACUGGACAAGGAGAAGCAGCAGCUGAAUGAUGGUAAGUCCAAGUGAUGUCCCAGACAUCUACUUAUCCUAGAGCAUUAUCAGUACAUUGACUCUACUGACUGCAUAGCCACUCCCAGGUUGUGCCAGGUAAUUUUCUCUUCUGAUUGCCCUAGGGCUCUUUCCCUUUUCCUUACCACCAUACAAUUAUAUGUAAAAAGGACAAAAUCUUAAUGCAUUAUAACUGUGUCACACUGCUCUUGGAAUAGUUACUUGAGAAAACCAAAGAAAGACUGAAUACAAAGUGAUAUUUCCUGUCAAACAAGGGUGUGCCACAUUAACAGAGGGCAGUGGAAAGGAGGUGUGGUAGUAUUGGCACUUAUAAAACAGCUCUGUCAGAGCAUUUUAUCACAACUCCAACAAAUUGGGAAGAGAAAGGGCAGAACUCAUUUCACCUGCAUGCCGUGUGCUUACUUAUUAUCUAUGUUUAUAAAGCAAUUCUGUGCUUAUUAAGUGAUAAAAUGGACUGUCUUGCAUCAGUUGACAUCUUAAAUUAAAAUUUUCUACAGUACAAAAAGGGAAGAACAUAUUUAGUGCUAUUGUUUACAUAUGAAUGCAUGGUAUGUUGUCUAUAUAUUCUUGAAUACAUUUGCAUACUGCAGUAUGUGUAAUUGACAACGUUUCUUCUCAGAAAUUCACAUCAUUUUAAUGACAUUUUGAUAUAUUAAGGCCACUGCUAUCUUACUUCCAUCAUUUAUUUCACAGCACAAUAAAAUCUGUGAUCAAGACAAAGGAACAAUGCUAUUUCCUUAUCCAUACUUGGAGGUUAAAAUGAACAGAUGAUUUGUUAAAUGGAAGCAAUGACAUUUAUUUGAGUGAGAAUCUGAUGACUAUAUCUCACAUUAUCCUUGCAUGGAGCCUACAAACAAGGACGUCUAUAAACAUGACUGCCGGGAUUAAAGCUAAAGCCAUGAUAUAUCAUCAGGACUGCUUUUCAGCUGCACAUGAGCAGCAGAGUCAACAGCUGAGAGGCAUUUAACAGCUGCCUUGUAAAGUUUGCUGAGCUGCACCUGUGUGCUGUGAGGUUCUCCGUGCGGUCUCCACCAGUUGUUUCCCCCUGUGGUCAUGACGGCUUCGCACAGUGACUCUUUGGUGGUGUUGUUUGGGGCAACAGCUGGUGCAUAUGGGGCUAAACUGGGUUCGGAUGAGAGGGAACUAAUUCUCUUGGUGUGGCAAGUUGUGGAUCUCCCCAGCAAGAAGGUAGGGACGCUACACAAAUCCCUGGUGAAAGCAGACAAUUUGGAGUUAAGUGACCAAUGUCGUGAAGUGACUGGUUUAACGCCAGAGGGACUGGGUAAAGCUGAGCCUCUGGACCGGGUUCUUCAACAGUUUAUUCAGCUGGUAUCCAGUGAUUUGAAAGUAUUUGGAAGGAACUCUUACACCCUGUGCAGUGAUGGACAGUUACUCAUUCGACAGGUCCUCCACCCAGAAACAUCUAAGAAGAACUUCCUGCUGUCAGACUGCUUCUAUUCCUUUUAUGAUCUGCGCAAAGAAUUCCACACAUGCUACCCUAGUUCAGCCGCCGUGAAAGACCAGACUAUCAAGACCAUGGCAGAAUAUCUAGGCUUAGGGACAGAUGAAGCAGAGGAGGACUUCGGCGUGUGGCAAGUAAAAACAAUGGUGGCUAUCAUUUUCAGCAUGCUCUCUGAAAAUUGUGAUCACAUAUUUACCAACCCUGAAAUUGUGAAAUACAAGUACGAAACAGGUCCUUGCAGCAAAUCAGAAACAGUGGAUAGUGAGACAGUAAUACGUGCUAGAGGUUUGCCAUGGCAGUCUUCAGACCAAGACAUUGCCCGAUUUUUCAAAGGACUCAAUAUUGCCAAGGGUGGUGUGGCCCUUUGUCUGAAUGCUCAAGGAAGAAGAAAUGGUGAAGCAUUAGUUCGAUUUGUCAGUUCUGAACAGAGAGAUCUGGCACUGGAAAGACAUAAGCAUCACAUGGGUAGCAGAUACAUUGAGGUUUACAAAGCAACUGGGGAAGAAUUCUUAAAAAUUGCAGGAGGUACCUCCAAUGAAGUGGCCCAGUUCUUAUCUAAAGAGAAUCAAGUUAUCAUCCGGAUGAGAGGUCUUCCAUUCACUGCUACUCAGGAGGAUGUUUUGGGAUUCCUGGGGCCAGAGUGUCCAGUCACAGGAGGGAAAGAAGGACUUCUCUUUGUCAAGUACCCAGAUGGCAGGCCCACAGGAGAUGCAUUUGUGUUGUUUUCCUGUGAAGAAUAUGCACAGAAUGCACUUAAAAAGCACAAAGAAAUACUUGGGAAGCGUUACAUUGAGCUCUUCAGGAGCACAGCAGCAGAAGUUCAGCAGGUACUUAAUCGGUACAUGUCAACACCUCUUAUUCCCACCCUCCCAACUCCCAUCAUUCCUGUUAUACCCCCACCAUAUACAAUUGCCACGGGUAGCAUACGGGACUGUGUCCGGCUUAGAGGCCUUCCUUACACUGCUGGCAUUGAUGAUAUCCUGGACUUCAUGGGAGAUGCCACAGCUGAUAUAAAGCCUCACGGAGUCCAUAUGGUCCUUAAUCAACAGGGGCGACCAUCUGGUGAUGCUUUUAUCCAAAUGAAAUCUGCUGACAAAGCCUUUAUGGUGGCUCAAAAAUGUCACAAAAAAAUGAUGAAGGACCGUUAUGUGGAAGUAUUCCAGUGUUCAGGAGAGGAGAUGAACUUUGUUUUAAUGGGUGGCACUUUAAAUCGUAGUGGCUUAUCCCCACCGCCAUGUAAGUUACCAUGUCUUUCUCCACCAGCUUAUGCUGCUUUUCAGACAGCAGCUGUGAUCCCAGCAGAAGCAGCUCUUUACCAGCCACAAGCUCUCUUGCCAACAGCCAGGACUCCCCAGGCCUCGGCUGCUGCUCCUCCAGCUGUUACCUACUACCCAGCUCAGGCUGCUCAGCUUUAUAUGAACUACACAGCUUACUAUCCCAGUCCUCCAGUGUCCCCUACCACAGUGGGAUAUCUUGCAGCUCCUCCGGGAGCUGUAGCUGCUGCUGCCGCCACUGCCACCCACACUCCACUUCUACCCCAGCCUGGAGCAUUAGUCCGUAUGCAGGGUUUGCCAUAUAACACAGGAAUGAAGGAGAUUUUAAGUUUCUUCCAGGGAUACCAGCUCCACAAAGAUUCCAUCCUCAUGCUUUACAACUUUAGUGGCCAGCCCAGUGGAGAGGCAUUGGUGACUUUUCCAAGCCUGGAUCUAGCUAAGAAAGCAGUGGCUGAGAAAAAUGGACAGCUCCUGGGAGGCUGCUGUGUAGAACUGUUGCUGGUCUAACUAAACACUCUCUGGGGCAUGGGGAAGGAAUGUCACGCUGAACACCGUGCCUUUUACAAUACAAGGAGUCUUCCCUUGCCACCCCUGCAGCAUCAAAUGUGCCUUUUCAACGUGCUGUGUUGGAAUGUGGAGUGGUACAUGUCCUGUAUUUAACUUGAAAAAGGGUGUGUUUUAUGCCAAAGAUAAAGCAACAAGAAAAUGUAUGCAGUUAAUUUACUUAUUCUCUGAUGUACUUGUUUGAAAAUAAGCAAACCCCUUAUUGGCAACUUGUUAAUUCUGAAGACGGUCUAAUAGCACUUCAUCUGUCACAGCCAUGAGAGAAACCUUUCACCUGUUCAGUAGCAUUUGAAGUGGAAAGAGAAGCUUGAGUCAUUCAGAUUCUUCUGUGUUUAGUUACUAAGAGUUUACACUUGGCAAAGUGUCUGUUUUUUGUAGAAUUGAAAUGUCUUUAUAAAGAAAGGGCUUUUGGAAUGUGUAGCAUUCCCAACUCAAAGCAUAGAUCUUAUUAGUUUUUUUGGUUUUUUUUUCGUUGUUGUUCUUGAUUGGAAAAUACCAGGAUGCUGGACCCCAAAUAUGGUUGUGCUUUCUCAUGUUUUCAUUAUGUUGUUUUGCAAAAGCCAUAUUUGUCUUUCCUACCAGUGUACGGCUGCCAAAUACAUAAAGCAAAAAGUAAAAACAACAGCAAAAACAGCAAAAUCCUCCGUGCCCAACCAUCAUUCCCCGCCCUGAGCCCAAAUUUUUACUCUCUACAGGACAAAAAUGGCACAUAAACCUGAGUACUAAUAAGUUAUAUUUUUUUAUUUAAGCAUAAUAGCUUUGAAAUACUGUAUUAAAGAUUUUGCUCUAGUUUAUGUGCAUGCAGUUUGUUUACAUCUUUAAACUACUUUAUUUGUAUAUUAUGAAACAACAAGAUGUGUUGAAAUCUAAAUUCUCUAGUGCAUGCUUUCUUCUUUUUGUGUGUAUAUACAUAAGCUAGAAGAAGUACUUUAUGUCAUGUAGCAUGUGUUUAAAAAAGAGACAUCUGCUGUAGAAGCACUAAAUGACUUUGUUUUUACCGUGCCUUACUUCAAAACUAUCUCAAGUGCAAUACCAGCAGAUCAAAACGCAAUGAGUCCUUUUGUGACACGUUCAUGGAUGUCUGGAUUGAUUUUUUUGUUUGUUUUGUUAGCAUACAGUGUGUUGUACUUAAAGGAACUGAAUGAUGUAUGCUUCUUUAUAUUACAACGAAUAAAAGAGAUGCUUAUGAUG
Molecule: messenger RNA, 8205 nt
Organism: Coturnix japonica (Japanese quail)
Lineage: Eukaryota; Metazoa; Chordata; Aves; Galliformes; Phasianidae
Source: RefSeq, a predicted model, not a curated record